This is a messenger RNA of Peromyscus eremicus (cactus mouse), 1120 nucleotides long. It is a transcript of the gene Akap19, whose product is annotated as chromosome 13 C2orf88 homolog. The transcript has 3 exons. The record is from RefSeq and is a predicted model, not a curated record. NCBI's taxonomy places the organism in Eukaryota, Metazoa, Chordata, Mammalia, Rodentia, Cricetidae. Gene Ontology annotation, molecular function: protein kinase A regulatory subunit binding. The coding region runs from base 519 to 815 and encodes 98 amino acids.
AUUUGCCUCUUGGGGCUGCCGUCGACAUGACUCCACCUGGCAACACCAGUGAGGCCGAGCUUGUUUGAGCCAAGAUACAACAUACUAGCCAGAUGCCCUCAUGAAAGGACAGUUUUCUCCCCUCCUCUGUGGUAGGCUGUUAUCACAUGAGGCUCUAUGGAAGAAAUAUUAACAGCCUCAAAACUGUGUAGUUCACUUUGAGCUAAAUCAAGGCUGUCAUGAUACAUCUUGUCUUUGAAGAUGAGAACAAGACAGGAGCUCUCAUAAGGUAUUUGCAAAACUCCUGCCUCCAGGUUCCUGCCCUGUUUGAGUUCCUGUUCUGACUUCAGUGAUGGACUACAAUGUGCAAGUGUAAACACAAGACGUGAAGAGUACUGAAAGGGACCUGUGGUUGCCAAAGUGGCUGGAGAGGAAGCCUGGUCAACAUCCUGUGAACAAUCCUGCAUUGUUUUCCAAAGAUGCCGUUGAAGUUGUCUUAAUUAACACAGCUUGCCUUCAGUCCACCAAAGUUCGACAUCAUGGGUUGCAUGAAGUCAAAGCAAACAUUCCCAUUUCCUACCACAUUAGACAUCGACAGGCUUAAUGAGAGUGAAGAAGCCUUUAUGCCAGAUGGCAGCUGUCAACAUAGGACCCCUUCUCCAGGGAAAACUCAAGCUGAAGGGGAAGUGAAGCCCAGUCCUAUGGUCCUUGAAUUCGCAGAGCGUCUGGCCAAGGAAAUCGUGCAGGAUGCCUUGCAGCAGUGGGCAUGUGAAAACAUCAAGUACUACAACAUCCCAUAUAUCGAGAGUGAGAGCUCUGACACCGCCAUUGGGUGAUGACAUUCUGCUGUGCUCCGGAUGUAGUCGGUGCUAGUUUAAAUACAUGAAAUAAGUUUUGAAACCGCAACUGGAUGUAAAACCAUGUCUAUGAUAAUAUUAGUGUAGGGAUGCUUAUGAUGAAAUAGAAUUUUAAGCAGUUCUAGUUAACAUCAAUGUAUAUCUGCUUGAUCACAAAUUUGGGACACAGGAUGGACAGAGGUCUUGUGGCACCCAGCACCCGCUGUCUGCCAUAGCAUGCUCUUCCUGAGGCAGUAAUGGUAUCACCAAAGAAAAUGCUGAAUAAAAAGUGCCCAAGUUCUAAA